GCGCGGCCGCGACGCCCGACGCCAACGCAGGCGCAGCGCUCCGAUUCGGCGCGGCUCAUGGUCCGGUUCGGGCUCGCGAGUCUCCGUCUGGGGUAGGGCAGGUUCUUAGACUCUGUGAGUAAAGGCAGCUUCAUCUUCCCAGUUCAUCAUGGCUUCAACAUCCAGAGAUGUCAUUGCUGGGAGAGGUAUCCACUCAAAGGUGAAGUCUGCAAAGCUGCUUGAGGUUCUGAAUGCUAUGGAGGAGGAAGAGUCCAACAACAACAGAUAACAACGAACUUGAUGCAAGUGAUAGGUUUGCCAAGGUCAGACCUCUCAUCAUCCGGAUGAACUGCAAUUUCCAGAAGCAUGCACCCUUGGAAGAGUUCUACAGCUUUGGCGAGUCUAUGUAUGAUGAUUAUUCCCCACCUUCUAAGAGACAAAGACCAACGAGCCACCACAGCCACCAGUCCCAGAACCCGCCAAUGCUGGGGAACGGAAAAUGAGGGAGUUCAACUCUGGCCCUCACAAUCCAGUGGAGGAGACGAAACUCAUCUGCCUCUGUCCCUCUGGGCACGCCUCAUGCCAGGUGCAUCUGUGGACAGGGGCCAUGCUCCUGGGCUUCCAAAGUUGGAGAAAGCUGCCAGGCUCAGGUCUGAAGGCCAGAAUUCUACAGUAAGUCCUACUGAGUCAAGGUGGGAGCAGGGUCGGUGGCUUCCGAGGCUCUGCGGGAGAAUCCGUUUCCUGGCCGUAGAGGUGGCCUGCACUCCUCAGCUUGUGCUGCCCGUCUCGAAUGACUGGAGUUUCCUGCUUCUGUUACUACACCUCCCACCCUCUCCAUCACCUGCUCUGCUCUUACAGCAGAGCUCUGCCCCUCAUUCCCUGGCCUCACUCACACAUAGCCUUCACCCAGACAGCCUUCGCCCUGUGCACCGCGGCUGGGGCUGGAGGGGAGGCAAUGGCCGUCUCCCGUGUGUGCACUGGACGCCCGGAAUCUCAACAGCACUCACACUGGAACUUGAAGGUGCCCCGGGGAAACCCACGGAAGCACAGUGGUGCCUCUGGCUGCCUGGAGCCUACCCCAGUUCCUCCCUGGCAGUGAGAGAAAGCUGCAAUCACCCAUCAGCAGGCUUUAUUACAGAAAAGGAAACGCAAAUUGGGCCUCCCCUCCUGCUGGGAAGCAUGGGAACAUAAGGUCGAGGAAGAUGGAAGGGGGAACAAAGAGAAACACUGCAGACCGGCUGCAGCCAGAGGCUGCAGGUGCAGGGCUGAAACUGAAUCAUCGCCAUGCCAGCAGGAGUGGCCUGCCUGGAGUAACCCACCCUUCCAGGGAGCACAGGCUGGGUGCCCUCCCCAGGGCCCAGGCAGGCCCCUCCUCUGGGUCUUGGGGCCCCCGUAAGAGCAGGAGUUGGAGAGGGUGGGCUCCUCGCCUCCACUUUCUCUGUCCUGUUAGAAUUCUAAAGGGCGGGGCAUUUUCUGUGUUAGGGAAUGCUCCAGAAGACUUAUGUGACCUCAACUUCAGCUAAAUUUCUAAUAGGAAAAGUUGGUAAGCUAAACAAAACCCUAAGCCCCCUAAACAACUGAAAGGGGCCCCAGAGAAACCUGAAAAGCUGAGUUCCCAGCCUCGAUGGGAAGGGAGGUCCGCCACGCUUCAUUACGCUCCUUCCCUUUUGCAGCUUAGAUGCAACCAUGGACCAGCAUUAGAGGUCAUGGAGAUCUUAAGACUGACAGACAGACUCUUUGUGGCAAUAAGACACCAAAUUAUAAACAGGACCCAUGCAGGCAAGGGUAAAGUCACACCUGCAGGUCAUCAUCUUGCUACACAGCUUCCAAGUUUUAGACAGAACCUUCCUCCUCCAACCAAAUGCAAAUUAAAGAAUCUCUGAAUCCACCGA
Molecule: messenger RNA, 1871 nt
Organism: Pan troglodytes (chimpanzee)
Lineage: Eukaryota; Metazoa; Chordata; Mammalia; Primates; Hominidae
Source: RefSeq, marked predicted